This is a messenger RNA of Adineta steineri, 1917 nucleotides long. The record is from the annotation of a GenBank genome assembly. Lineage: Eukaryota; Metazoa; Rotifera; Eurotatoria; Adinetida; Adinetidae.
AUGGCGGAUUCAUCAGCACCAGGUAAGAAAGCAGCACGUACAUUUGAUAUUCAAGCAAUGAUGGAUCAAGCACGAAUAGGUGCACAAGAACGAUCAAAUGUUGAUUGGACAAAUGAGAUUGAAAAAGCAAAAGAAGAUAAUGAAUUACGUAUUGCUGAAAUGAAAUUAAAAGCUGAACAAGCAGCUAAACAAAUGUCAACUAAGAAUAGUAGUUCAAAUAAUGAAGACGAUGAUGAUGAUGAUGAUUUUGGUCCAUCAAUUUCUCUUGCUACAACAUCAACUGACAAUAAGGAAGAUACUGAUAGCGACGAAGAAGAUACACGUCCACCAGAAUCAAAUGAUCAAGAUGAUGAUCGAUUAGAUGAUGAUGAACGACCAUUUUUUCCUUUAACACAUGAAAUUGAUCUUAAACAUGGAACAAAAACAGUAUCAUGUUUAACAAUUGAUUCCAAUGGUGAACGUUUAAUAUCAGGUGGUUUUGAUUAUGAACUUAAAAUGUGGGAUUUUCCAAUCAUGAAUAAAAAAUUACAAUAUAGUCGAGCAAUAUCUCCAUGUGAAUCUCAUCAAUUACGUUCAAUUGAAUUCAGUCCUGGAAAUGAUAUGUUACUAAUUGCCAGUGGUAGUUGUCAAGGAAAAGUUAUUACUCGAGAUGGAAAAAAUAUGUAUGAAUGUGUUCGAGGUGAUAUGUAUUUAAUUGACAUGCAAAAAACUAAAGGUCAUGUUAGUACAUUAAAUCGUGCAUGUUGGAAUCCAAAAGAUUUAAAUGAAUUUAUGACUUGUUCUGAUGAUGGUACUGUUCGUCUUUGGUCAUUAAUUCGUCGUACAGAACAUGUUUCAUGUAUAAAAACAAAAUCUGAAACAGGUAAAAAAACCGCGACAACAACAUGUACAUAUAAUACAUAUCAUACACAUGUUGCACAAAAUGAAUAUUUAAUAACUGCUGGAUGUGAUGAUGGUAGUAUACAAAUAUGGGAUCGUCGUCGACCAUUUGUAAAUGUUACAUUUAUGUCACGACAUGCACAUGAACCAGAAAAUUCUAUCACUUCAUUACGUUGGUCUUAUGAUGGACAACAUUUAGCAUCACGUUCAACUGAUCAUACACUUAAAUUAUGGGAUAUAAGAAAAUUUAAAGAACCACUUUCACAAUAUACAGAUUUACAUAAUCGAUUUUCAAUGACUGAUGUAACAUUUUCACCUGAUGAUCGAUUUUUAAUAACUGGUACAUCAACACGAAAGAAAACAGAUGAUAAUAUAGAUAAUGCAGCAAAUUAUGGAGCUAUUUAUUUUUUUAAUCGAAAUAAUCUUGCACAACCAGAAGGACAAAUUCAAGUUAGUGACAAUGCAAGUGUUAUUAAAACAGUAUGGCAUUCAAAAUUAAAUCAAAUUAUGUGUACAACAAGUAAUGGAUUAGUUAAAAUAUUUUAUGAUACAGUACGUUCAAAACAAGGAGCAUUAAUAUUUGCAAAUCGUGAAGAACGACAAAAGAAAGCAAAUGAUUUCUUUAUUAAUAUGAAUAUUAUCAAUCCACAUGCAUUACCAUUAUAUCGACAAGAUCGAAUUAGAAAUUUAUCAGUUAUACGAAUGAAAAAUCGAGAAGAUCCAGUCAAAUCCAAACGUCCUGAUCUGCCUAUCAGUGGUGCUGGUUCAGGUGGUCGUAUUGGUGUACAUGGUGGUACAUUAUCAUCAUAUAUUGUUAAGAAUAUUGCUUUACAAAAACCACCAGCACAAAAAGAAGAUUCUCGAGCUGUUUUACUUAGUUAUCAAGAAAAAUGUGAAGCAGAACCAUUUUGGGUUACACCAGCUUAUAAUCAAAAUCAACCCAAACCAAUUUUUCAAGCUUCUACUCAAGAUACACAACGAAAGAAAGAAGAUGAUGAUGAUGAAAUUGCACCACUUUGGAAAAAACAAAAAACAUAA